CACCACUCCCAGAACCCUUAGAGGGCGCAUUUCCAGCGACUCCCAGAGGGCACAUUUCUAGAAAGUUCCACGUGAGAGGCACCACAGCCUCACUGCCAUUUUGCGGGUUACUGCCAGGCUCCGGGAACAAGCUACGACAUUUUAUUCUGAUUUUAAAAAUAAAACUUGUUCCUAUUGGGGAAAAGAUGAAAUGUUAUAACUCCAAAGAGAAAACAGAAAUGAUGACCGAUAAAGCAGAGGAGUCUACUGUUGGGCCCGAGAAGCAAAUGAAACGUCAUAGAGAACUCAUGACUUCUCCUCUGUGUAAGAGUAGGCUGACCAGGGGGCUGCUGUCAGUGAUGCCGGAAGAAGAGGGAGCAUUCCAGGCCAGGGGCUCAGCCGUGUCUUUGGAAGAUGAUGACCCCAAGGUCGCCAGGAAGUCUGUGCUGUUCGGAAUGAUGCCGGAUACGUUGUCAUUCAAUCCAGAGGCGAUGAAUAGUGAUGUAAAACAUCAAAUCAUGAAAGAAAUUCGACAGUUUGGACGAAAAUAUGAAAAAAUCUUCAAAUUGCUUGAAGGAAUUCAAGGACCUCCAAAAGUGAGGAGACAGUUUGUUGAAUUUGCCAUCAAGGAAGCAGCAAGAUUUAAAAGACGAGACUUAAUUAAGCACCUUGAGAAGAUACUCGACAAAAUAGAAUCUGACAAAUUUCUCAGCAAAGAUAAGCAUAGCCCAAACCUAUAAUCCUGUUAUCUCAACAAUCAAAAAAUAAGAACCAGAUUGCUGUCUUCUAGAACGGAAUGGGAUAUUGCUGAAGCCUCCUAGCAUGUGUUAGUUAAGAGAAUUGCCUUCCAGAGGCUAAGAAAAAGUUGUUGUAGUUUUAAAAAUUUUAUUAAUUGUUGUUAAUAAAAGCUGGGCUUUUGCCCUACGAGUUCAUUUGAAA
Molecule: messenger RNA, 918 nt
Organism: Acinonyx jubatus (cheetah)
Lineage: Eukaryota; Metazoa; Chordata; Mammalia; Carnivora; Felidae
Product: integrator complex subunit 6-like
Exons: 6
Coding region: 186-719 (177 amino acids)
Biological process (GO): snRNA 3'-end processing
Cellular component (GO): integrator complex
Source: RefSeq, a predicted model, not a curated record